Molecule: messenger RNA, 14466 nt
Organism: Aspergillus uvarum CBS 121591
Lineage: Eukaryota; Fungi; Ascomycota; Eurotiomycetes; Eurotiales; Aspergillaceae
Product: acetyl-CoA synthetase-like protein
Exons: 4
Coding region: 1-14466 (4821 amino acids)
Biological process (GO): secondary metabolite biosynthetic process; amino acid activation for nonribosomal peptide biosynthetic process
Cellular component (GO): cytoplasm
Molecular function (GO): phosphopantetheine binding; catalytic activity
Source: RefSeq, a predicted model, not a curated record
AUGCGCUCCGAACAUACACACCACGCUGCUGCUUCUGCUCUGGCAGCAGCAAUGAUCGCCGAGCUGAGAACAGAUGAAACAUUCCUAUCCCUACGCGUGCAGAAGGAAUCUCUCUGCAAUGCGUUACAAAGCCUGUUAAUGGAGUACUCGGUCAGCCGUUCUCCGUGUAUAUUGCAAUAUGUGCUGGACAUUCCCCCCGGACUCGACCUCAUUCGAUUAAAGGCCGCCUGGAAUUGCGUGGUUGCAUCUUGUGAGAUCCUACGUACCAGAAUAUUCAGUACCGUUAAAGGCGCCAUCCAGACUGUUGUGGAAGAAAGUUCGUCUUGGGAUUAUGACAACUCUCUGCCAGCAUAUCUGAGCAGGGACCUCAAAUUACCCAUGGGCUACGGUUCGCCCCUCUCGCGCUGGGGCAUCAUUGGAGAGCAGAAGGAAGCCACCGAGCGGUUUAUGGUUCUGAGUCUUCAUCAGUCUAUCCAUGACGACCGAACUGUGACUGUGCUCCUUGAACGACUAUGUCGGGAAUACGAGGCCUUAGGUGAGGGUGGAAGGGGUUUAAGGCGUCACGUUCCACAAAUCUCUCUCGACGGCUCUGUUCAGCCAUCGACGACAGAUCAGGAUGCGAAAAACGAAUUGAUCCCUGCCUGGUGGAAGGCAGAAGCAGUGCGUGACUCUCUCACUGGAGGUGUGGACUGGGUUUCACAGCAAGUUUGCGCAUCUUCUGUAGUCGAGCACGAAGCGAUGAUCCCGGGGCUGAACAUGUCAACUCCCCACUUUUCACAAGCGCUAUAUUCAGCAUGGGCUAUCGUUAUCAGCACAUAUGCUCAAGCUUCGGAUGUGACAUUUGGAACUGUUGUCUCUCACCGUGAUCAAAGCACCUAUGAUGGCGUGAGCGCUGAAUCCACAUCCCCAGAGAUUGCCUUGCUGCCAGUACGGAUUUCAGUUGAGCAAGCAGACACGACAAUGCAACUCCUAGAUCAAGUUAGCAAGAUUGACUAUAGUCACAAAAAUGCCGAAAUGCCCUGGACAGAGUCACUUGCUAGCCUAAUCUGUAUUCGAGACCCAGUUCCGAAGGCCUUUCGGUGUGGUGACCAAACCCUUAGUCUAUUUCGCCCGACGACGCGCAAGUACCCAUGUCCGCUGGUCCUGGAAUGUCACGGAGGACAAUACCUACGAGUUGUGGGACAUUUUGAUGAGUCCAUCUUCACCACUCAGCGUGUGCGAUGUCUACUGCAACAGUUUGUCCAUGUUGUACGGCAACUGUCAAUUUCCUCCCACUCGCCGAGGGUCCAGGACGUAGAAGUCCUGAGUCCCGAGGAUAAGCAGCAGAUUUGGGAAUGGAAUGGUCGGUCUAUUCCAUCCGUCAACCGCUGUCUUCACCAUAUCUUCGAGGAGGUUGCAGCGAGGCAUCCCAAUCGCAUAGCAGUCAAUGCAUGGGAUGGUGUACUCACCUACCAGCAGCUCAAUGAGCAGUCAACUCGUCUCGCCCAUCAAUUGCAGAAAAUCGGCGUCGGGCCUGAGAUUAUAGUUGCUUUAUAUCUUGAUAAGUCCAAGCAGGUUCCAGUCUCCAUCCUCGGGGUUCAAAAGGCCGGCGGCGCCUGCCUCACCUUCGACACUCAACAGCCUGUGAGCAGGUUAAGGUCGAUUCUCAGCGAUGGUGGAAUUGGCAUUAUGCUUGCCGAUAGGUCACAUGUGUCACUGUGUGAAAGUUUGGUCCCCCGUGUUAUAUGCGUGGAUGAAGAGGCGCUGAAAUCUCUUCCACAAUCUCUCACCCUAGGCGAGGGUGCACUGAGAACUGGGAGUGUUCAGCCCUUCAACAGGGCUUUUGUUUUGUAUACGUCUGGGAGCACAGGGACUCCCAAGGGGAUUGACGUGCCCCACUCGGCAAUGUGCACUUCAACCUUAGCCUUCGCAAAAGCCUUCAAUGUAUCAUCAGACUCGCGGAUAUUCCAGUAUUCCAGCUAUGGUUUCGAUGUCAGUGCUGGGGAUAUGUUCCUGGCCGUGCUUCAGGGCGCGUGCCUCUGUAUACCCUCGGAAUAUGACCGAGUGAACCAGCUAGAGCACUCCAUUUGCCACUUGAAGGCUAACUGGUUAUGCACAACACCUUCUGUCUUGGGGCUUCUAGACCCUGACAGUGUCCCUUGCCUGGAGACGCUGGCCAUUGGGGGUGAAGCUCUGCCGAAGAACAUCACUCUUCAAUGGGCACCACGACUUCGAUUUCACACCGGUUAUGGGCCAAGCGAAACAGGGGUCAUGACAUCGGUCCUCGAAGUUAAGAAUAACCAGCAUCCAUACUCCAAUGUCGGACGUGCCAUGGCUUGUCAUCAUUGGAUUGUCUCCUCGGAUGACUGCAAUCGUUUGGCACCACUGGGGUGUCCCGGGGAGUUGGUCAUUGAAGGCCCCACGGUUUCUCGGGGGUACCUAAAUCGCCCCGAGCUAACAGCACGCGUCUUCCCCCGCCAGCCAGCUUGGUUUGAUCGUCAGGUAGGCCCACUGCCAUCUCGCUUUUACCGGACGGGUGACAUUGCCAGGCACAAUGACGAUGGGACGCUCAUCUUUCUAGGUCGUCGGGAUUCUCAGAUCAAAUAUCAUGGUCAGAGAAUUGAGCUCGGCGAUAUCGAGUUCAGCAUCAACCAACAUGAGCUGGUCAGGGAAGCGGUGGUGCUGUACCCAUCAGAUGGCCCAUAUGCUGGCAGACUAACGGCGGUUGUCGCACUGGAUAAGGACCUCUUGUCGUCUCCUUCGUCUGAUGAGGCUCCGCUUCUCAUCGAUCCAGGGAUGCUACAGCGUCAACUUGAAGAUGUUCGGACAUCCACGCAAACGGAGCUGCCUCCCUACAUGUGGCCAACUGAGUGGCUUCUCAUGUCAAGGCCAUUUUUGAACAUGAAUGGUAAACUGAAUAGGAAGGAGAUCUUGAACAGCGUGAAGAAGAUGGCGCAGGAGGUCUCUCAGACCAAGCAGCAGCCUGCAGACGCUUCACACCCGUUGGCUCUUUCCCAGAGCCCCUUUAUUGACGAGUCCGAGCAUUUGAGCCAGGGUCAACAGGUGCUCCAGAUGCAAUGUAGUGCUAUCUUGCAACUUCACCGUUCCAAGGUCCCAAUGGAAUCCACAUUUGUUAGUCUUGGGGGCGACUCGCUCAUGGCAAUCCAACUAGUCACAGCCUGUCGGAAGAAGGGUGUCGAAAUCGAUGUCCGAGAUAUUCUCAGGGGUGUUAGGCUGAGGGACGUUCCCUGUAGCGCACCUGAGCUUUCAAGGGCGGUUUCACUCGCACCGCAGCAGCCUGGGGCCCACGCAGAAAGCUGCGCACAAGGAAUUGACAUGUUCGAUGCGUUCGGUCUUAGCCCCCAGAGUGUCUCCAGAAUCAGUGGCAUUCCAAGUCAUGAUAUACAGGCCAUCUACCCUUGCCUGUCCAUGCAACGGGGCAUUCUCACGAGUCAGUCUCGCGACCAGACUUUAUAUCAGACAGCACACGUAUUUGAGAUUACGGGUUGUGCAAAUCAGGGAACUAUGUGGGAUAUGCAGAAGAUCAUCUCCGCCUGGCGCGUGGUUAUCGAGAGGCAUGAUGCGCUCAGGGCUGUCUUCUUGGAAUUGCCAACUCACACAGAGCCUUUUGCUCAGAAAGAUGGCUUUAUCUCAAGUAUCCCCCAUCAGCACGUCUCCUUGGGAGAUAUUUGGCAUGCCGUCGGCAAAUCUGGAGUGGGCCCCUUCAACACCCUGAUAUCCAUCCUCAAUGCAACAGGCCCAGAACUCGGCAUUGAGACGAAGAUGACUUUUAAGAGCUUGGAGGUCUACGACCCAACUGAGUACGACUUGACGGUGACAUCGUAUCUUUCUCCGGGGCUUGCAACAGUGCGCUUCGACUACUGGAAUGACAAGGCCUCCAGUGAUUCAAUAACUAGACUCGCGCACACAUUUCGCCACGUCUUUCAGACGGCCGGCUCGACGCUCGAUUCACCACUCAAGUCAUUGAGCUUGAUUAGCGACAUGGAUUUUCGACAGAUCAAUGACUGGAACAGCAACACUCCCCUGGCCGUGGAGAAAUGUAUUCACGAGGUCAUAUCUUCACGUUCUUCAACAGCGCCGCAAAGUCCAGCCGUGUGUUCCUGGGAUGGGGAGCUAACCUAUAGGGAAAUGGACGCCAUUUCGGACACGUUUGCCCACUCUUUAAGAAGUAUGGGUGUGCGAGAAGAGGUUGCAAUUCCUCUAUGCUUCCCCAAGUCUUUCUGGGCCGUUGUGGCAAUGAUCGCCAUUCUCAAAGCAGGGGGUGCAAUUGUUCCCCUUGAUCCGUCCCAUCCCAUCUCGCGACGGUUGGAAAUAUGUCGUCAGGUCAAGGCGCAAAUAAUUCUGGUUCCGAGUGAUCACAGUAUACAAGAAGAGUGGUCUGAGUCACAGCUACGCAUGGUGGAGAUCUCACAUCUCCGAUACCAACAACUACUGACAGAGAAGCCCACUAGGGCAGGUAGUCUUCAAAUUGAAGAUAUUCCCCGAAGUUCGCCAGCCCACAGCGCAUAUAUUGUCUUCACCUCGGGUACUACAGGAAUCCCCAAGGGCAUCGUCACGGAGCAUGGGGCAUUCUGCUCCGGGGUGGCAGCUCGAGCGCAGGCGAUCAUGCGGUCCUCCAAGACUCGAAUUCUCCAAUUCGCCUCUUUUGCCUUUGACACCUGUUUAGAAGAUAUCUUGACCACACUAAUGCAAGGCGGAUGCGUCUGUGUCCCUUCGGAGCAAGAGCGUUUGAGUGACCUUCCAGGAGCAAUACGACGGAUGAAUGUGAAUACGGCGGAACUGACUCCCUCAGUAGCCAGGCUGCUCCAACCCAAGGAUGUUCCGUCGUUAAAGACAAUGAUCUUGGGCGGAGAACAGGUGACUGCAGACCUCAUCAUGCAAUGGUCUGAGGCUGUCACCUUGAUCAAUUCUUAUGGACCGGCGGAGUGCUCCGUGACCAGUGUGGUCUCUCCUCCAGCGCUGGAGGCAAAAGAUCACCAUGCGAGCAACAUUGGACUCGGGGUUGGAGCAUUGACAUGGGUUGUGGACAGCCAAAAUCCCAACCAGCUAGUCCCGAUAGGUGCUGUGGGCGAGCUGCUGCUUGAAGGACCAGUUCUGGCCAGGGGCUAUCACGAUAGGCAGGAUCUGACCGAGGCCAAUUUCAUCACCGAUCCUGCAUGGUCAAGGCAGUCGCAGCCGCGUUCUCCCCGACGAUUCUAUAGAACGGGGGACCUGGUGCAGUAUGCUCCUGACGGAACCCUGGUUUGCCUUGGGCGCCGAGACGAUCAGAUCAAACUUCACGGUCAGCGCAUCGAACUGGAUGAGAUCGAUUCUUGCCUCCAGUUGCAUUACCCUGAGAGACGACUUAUUGUUGCCUUCUUCUCAAUGUCCCAGCAACCAUGGCAGACCGAGACGGACUUUAAAGUACUGCCGCUCUCUGGCAGUAUACGCGAGGAAAUCAUCAACCUGCAGAUGCAGGUCGCAUCCUCUCUCCCGAUAUACAUGCGACCAAGCCUUUAUAUCCCUGCAAGCAGGAUUCCCACCAGCACCGCUGGCAAAAAAGACCGCGCCACUUUGGCCAAGGCAGUACAGACGCUGUCAGAGUCGCAAUACCUGGACUACUCGCUCACCUCUGCAUCAGGUCACCAUCAGUCUGAGACGCCUGAGCAGCGCAUGCUUCAAUCGCUAUGGUCUCAGUUGCUCAAACUCCCACCCCAGCGAAUUGGGAUACAUGAUGACUUUUUUCAGAUUGGGGGCGAUUCUAUCCUGGCGAUGAAGCUGUCCUCUCUGGUUGGAAAGCGUGAAACUGUGCUCAGUGUUGCGGAUGUCUUCCGUUAUCCCAUACUACGCGAGAUGGCAGUCAGACUCACCGAGAUAUCACACUCUCAUCCGCCGCCUACUUCAUCAGAAGUAGUAGAGCCUUUCUCGCUGCUGCCAUGUAGUUGGCCUGACGAGGUUCUGGAGAAGGAAAUCGUCACCGCCUGCCAGGUUCCUAGAGACAAUAUCGAAGAUGUUUAUCCUUGCUCAGCAGUCCAGGAGGGCCUGAUGGCAUUGUCAAUGCGGCAGGAAAAUGCUUAUAUUGCUCGUCUGGUUUAUAGCAUCCCACCCGGCACAUCUCUGGCGCGUCUGCAGUGCGCAUGGCAGCUGGUGGCCUCGCAGCACUCACUACUAAGGACACGAAUCAUGCUUUCUCGCCGAUUAGGGACACUUCAAGUUGUUCUGAGAGCAGACGACGCUGACAAAGACACGGUUUCAUGGAAGGAUACAUAUUAUAGUGACUUGCAGUCGUUCCUCGAGGAGGACAAAGGAGUUCCUAUGACAUAUGGCUCAGCCCUGUCGCGAUGUGCCAUCGUGACCACACCAGACCAAGCCAAUUUCUUUGUUUGGACGGUGCAUCACGCCCUGUACGAUGGCUGGCUGCUUCCUACCAUAAUGCAAAGAGCAGCAGAAGCGUACCGUGCCCCAGAAAGUGCAGCUGCAUGGUCCAUCGUCCCCUUCCGUUGCUUUAUUGCAUAUCUCGAGACCAGAGACCGGUCCGCCUCGGACGGCUACUGGACUAAUCAGUUAAAAGGGUUCAGGCAGGUUGAAUUCCCAGCAGGGAAUAUGGGAUCAAAGAAGGAACGCCGUGAUAUGUCAAAGGUAUACCACCGCGUACGUCUCGGGAGACGCCCGAGUCGCCAAUUUACUACUGCAGUCAUCCUUCGCGCCGCCUGGGCCUUUUUGAUAAGCAAAUACUCUGAGUCCGACGAUAUCAGCUUCGGAGUUACCUUAAGCGGACGAACAGCGCCAGUGGAAGGAAUUGCCAGCAUAGCGGGGCCUACAUUGACGACGGUUCCAGUCCGUGUUCGGAUCGACAGUGAGCAAUCUGUGGUGGAAUUCCUUCGGAAUAUGCAAUCACAGGCCAUGGAGAUGAUGCCACAUGAGCAUACUGGCCUUCAGAGGAUUCGAAAGCUAAGCCAAGGCUGUCUGGAGGCAUGCGACUUUCAGAACCUGCUCGUGAUACAGCCAGCGGAUGAGAUGACCGAGUCGACCGCAGAACAAAGUGUUUUCGGGCAGCCGGUUGACGAGGCUGCCGCCAAUUCCCAUUUUCACACCUAUCCCCUGGUGUUGUCAUGCACAUUUUCUGAACAUGAGGUGGACCUUGAAGUCAUCUUCGAUCCGACAACCAUCUCACCGGCGCAGGCCGAGCGCCUGGCGCUCCACUUCGAUGCCAUAUUCCAGACCUUUUGGUUGUCCGACAAAGGCGUAACGGUCGGACAGGUAGAGAUGAUCACCAAGCAGGACCAAGAGCAAAUUCAAACAUGGAACAAGGAGCAGCCGCAACUCCAGCCUCGCCUGGUGCAUGAGGUGAUCGAAGAGCAGGUGCUUCUUCACCCAGAUUCCGAAGCCGUGUAUGCAUGGGAUGGCUCCCUCACAUACCGUGAUCUUCAUCGAUACUCCUACCAAUUAGCACGGACGUUGCAAAUGAAGUAUCAUGUUGGACCCGAGCGAUUGGUACCAGUACUUUUCGAGAAAUCGGUCUGGGCAGUAGUGGCCAUGCUGGGAGUCAUGAUGGCCGGGGGUGGGUUUGUUCCUCUGGAUGUCUCCCAUCCGCUAGACCGAAUGAACGACAUUGUUGCGCAGUGCAACGCGGACUUGGCUUUAGUCUCGUCAGAAACCUCAGGGACCCCUCUGUGUACGGCUUCUAAACUGAUAGUCUCAGAGAACAUGUUCCGGGGCCUGGACGCUGGAGGACAUGAGACUAACCAAUAUAGCACCAAAAUCCCCGAUGUCAGGCCGGCCCACUACUUUCCCGGCCUACAGCCACAAUUCCUAGACACAUCCAAGCAGGAGCCCGGAGACCAGACAUCCGAACGUACAGGCUCACCUCGAGACUCAUCGCCGCGCACACCGGUCUCGUUCUCUUGGCACUCGGCAGGACCGGAGACGCCACUUGCCUUCGAUAUGUUGACUCCCGGAAGCAAUAUGUCGGGAAGGGCAGCUCAACCGGACGACAGCGAUCUGACUGAAAGUAAUCGUGUCCAGCCACAGAACGUCGUUUAUGUCAUCUUUACCUCCGGCAGUACUGGAAAACCAAAGGGUGUAGUCAUCCAACACGAUCAAUUCUGCUCGGGCGUGUUGGGGCCCCGGCAAGAAGCCCUUCUCCGCUCGGAGCAGAGUCGGGUGCUUCAAUUUGCGUCCUUCAGCUUUGAUACCAGCUUGGAGGAUAUUAUCACGACUCUGUUCUUUGGUGGAUGCGUCUGCAUUCCCUCGGAGAAUGAUCGCAUGAAUGAUAUUGCUGGGUUCAUCAACAAAUCCAGGGUCAACACCGCCCACAUCACGCCAUCUUUCGCGAAUACCCUUUCACCCCAGUUGGUCCCAGGCCUGAAGUACCUGCGUCUCGGUGGAGAAAGGAUGACGCCGACUCUUGUGGAUAAAUGGGCGCCGGCUCUCGAGCUGAGGAAUGUCUACGGUCCCACCGAGACCUGCAUCACGGCCACAUGUAGUGGAACGGUUACCACGGCUUCAGACCCCAUUGAUAUCGGUCGUGGGGUCGCGGCUCUCACUUGGAUUGUGAACCCGGAUAACCAUCAUCAACUCACCCCCGUCGGCCUAGUGGGAGAACUACUCGUGGAGGGCCCUCUGUUGGCCCGGGGCUACCUCGGAGAUAUCAACAAAACAAACGCAUCCUUCAUCACUGAUCCGACUUGGGCACGUACCCCAGAGAGUCCAAAGAGCCCUCGCCGAUUCUACAAGACGGGCGAUCUUGUGCGGUACAGCGAGGUAGGAACCCUUCUCUACAUUGGCCGCAAAGACACACAGGUCAAGAUCUAUGGGCAACGGAUCGAAAUCGGCGAGAUUGAGGAUCACCUGAAAAAGGCCCUUCUACCCCAGACGAUUGAGAUGGCCGUCGAGGUGACCAGCCUACAGGCUGAUGCUCUCCAGCGCAAAGUGCUCGUUGCGUUCCUCUGUCUAGACGAUUCAUUUAACAAGGAUGGCGCUGUUCUGAUGUCCUUGACGCCGGCCGUGAAGAAACGAGUCCAGGAGCUUACCUCUAAACUCGUUCUUGGCCUGUCUAAGACGCUCCCAGCCUAUAUGAUUCCUUCACGCUAUGUGCCUCUCCGCUCCAUGCCACGAACACUGGCUGGCAAGGCAGACCGGCGUAAGCUGCAGCACCUUCUCAACUCGAUGAGCACCGAAGACCUCUUAGCGUACUCGCUCGAGGGUGGGGAGAAGCAGCCGGUAGAAUCCGAAACCGAGUUCCAGCUCCAGAAACUCUGGGCCGAAGUUCUGAGCGUUGAUACGAUGAUGAUCGGGAGCCACGACAACUUUUUCCGUCUUGGGGGAGACUCAAUCACGGCCAUAAGGCUUGCGGCCGCGCUCCGUGAUGAAGGUAUGUUUCUGACUGUUGGAGACAUUUUCAAUCACCCUGAAUUACGCCACAUGGCCGCCCAGAUUGAUGCUCAGGGCCAGGGCACAAAGCAGGUGCCAGGAGCAACGCCAGGGGCUCACGAGGAUCUGCACCCAUUUGGACUUUUGGCCCCCUCGCCGGCUUUGCUCUUCGAUCUGUCAAAAGUCUGGGAUAUUCCAGAGGACACGGUUCAGGAUGUCUACCCCUGCACGCCCCUCCAGAUUGAAAUGCUAGCUGCUGAGGGGCGCCACAGUCAAUCAACUUACGGCUCACAGGCUGCCUAUGACCUACCGCUAGGUAUUGACCUGGAUCGCUUCAAACACGCUGUCGAGACUGUAUUUCGCCACAACGAUAUCCUGCGAACCCGAAUUGUCUAUCUCGAGCCUCAUGGCACCGUGCAAGUGGUCACAGAAGACGGAGGACCACGAUGGGAGUACGGAGAUGACAUUGACCAGCUUCUUACACAAGGGUAUUCGUUUGGCCUGGGCACCUCUUUGGUUCGGGUCGCUCUGUGCCCGUAUAGUCAUGAAUCCGCGGGAUGGACCUUUUGCUUGACCAUGCAUCAUUCGCUCUAUGACGGUUGGAGUCUCUCUCUUAUCCUUCAGCAAGUCAAUGAGGUGUACCAAUCUGGCUCCCUGUCAUUUCAACGCCCCAAGCCUCGCUUCAGAGACUUUAUCGGUCAUCUGGGAAGCUUGGAUCCAGACCUCAGCAGCCAAUAUUGGGCAUCCAUCUUGUCCCAAUCUUCUGGCUCCUCUGACCUCCCAUCGCAGAACGGUACCGUCGAGGAGCUAGAUUCUGUAGAGGAAUAUCACUGCAACAUGCCAGGUUUCGAGCAGGGGGGCUCGAGGCUUGAAGUGACGCCCGCCAUAGUUCUCCGAGCCGCGUGGGCCCUGAUCAUCACAGCCUAUACUGGGAACAGCGAUGUUCGCUUCGGACUCUCUGUGGCGGGGCGAAAUGUGCCUGUUAAAGACAUUGACCAAAUGGUGGGGCCAACCUUGGCCACAAUUCCCUGCCGAUUGCAAAUCAAUCAGGACUGGACUGUUGAACACUUCCUCAACCAUGUUAAUCAAACCAUGAUUGCUGCCAUUCCCCACGAGCACUUUGGGCUCCAGCGAAUCGCGAAGUUGGGACCCGAUUGCUCUCGCUGCUGCGAUUUCAACAGUCUCCUGGUUGUUCAGCCGCAGAUACCGGCGAAGACGCUGGGAAUCUUCGCCUCUUCCCAGAGCCCGAACUCCAUAUCUCGAGGCAACGACCAGCCAUAUCCCGUGGUGGUGGAGUGCGACAUGCAGGAGUCAGGAGGAUGGAAGGUGCACGUAUUCUACCGGAAAGCAUUCAUCUCUGUCUCAUCGCUGCAGCGCAUCGUCUACCUUAUGCAGCACUUGGUGGAGCAACUCUACCUAUCCCCUAAUAUGCGUCUUGCCGACCUGUCUCUGGUCAGCUCUACGGACUUGGGCCUCGUUGCCAGCUGGAAUUGCUCUGUUCCUGCGCCUGUCGACACCACUAUGAUUGAGAUGCUUUAUAACUCCACGAAGCAGCACGCUGAUCUUCCUGCCAUACAUGCGUGGGAUGACGCUCUCACAUACAGUCAGCUUUUGGAGCAAUUUCAACGGCUCAGUCACUAUUUGCGACUGUGUGGGGUCCAGCGCGGCUCCUUCGUCCCCGUCGUGAUGCCGAAGUCGGCGCUCUAUAUCAUCAGCGUGCUGGCGGUGAUCUCCGAAGGCGCGGCUUUUGUCCCAAUCGACGCGACGAGCACUCCCCGAGAUAGGAUGAUGAAGAUACUCGAGCAGUGUAAUGCGACUGUGGUGAUAGCAUCCACCGCGAGUGCGAAUGAUAUUCUCGAAUCAGGACGACUUCGGGUGUUACGCAUUUCCCAUCAACUUCUGCGUCGCCUGCUAGAUGGACCACCUGCAGGGCUGAGCAGAGCCGGAGCCGAUGAUCCUCUCUAUUGCAUUUUCACAUCAGGGACGACUGGCUCACCAAAAGGAGUGGUCGUAACUCAUGGGGCGUAUGCCUCUUCGACCGCAGCCAAGCAGGAGGCCUAUGAGCUGGAUGAGACCACCCGUGUCCUGCAAUUUUCGUCCAAUGCGUUCGAUGCUAGCAUUGACGAUAUUUUCAUCUCCCUCCUAAGUGGCAGCUGUCUCUGCGUGCCGUCGGAAGCGGAGCGCCGUGACAACCUGUCGCAGUUCAUUGUGGACACGCAGGUCAACUAUGCCGCUAUGACCCCUACGGUGGCCCGGACUCUGGAUGUGCAGAAAGUCUCUCAAUGCCUCACCAAACUUCGACUGGGAGGUGAGAAACUGACAAGUGCUGACCUUACGGACUGGGUACGUGUAGGGGUCAACCUGAAAAGUCUCUACGGACCGACCGAGUCCUGUGUCUGUUGCUCGGCCUCUCCCUCAUUGCUGCCUGAAAAGACCCAUCCAGCCAAUAUUGGACGGGGUCUGGCGUGUCGCACUUGGAUCGUGGAUGUACACAAUCCCGACCGUCUGGCUCCCAUCGGUGCCGUUGGCGAACUCGUCAUCGAAGGACCAGCACUCGCGAAGCAAUACUUGCAUGACCUGGAGAGAACCUCACGGGCAUUCAUCAACCUGCCUCUCUGGCUGCCGAGCAUAGGGGGCAGUUCACCAUCCAAAUCGAAGGGCUACAGGACCGGAGAUAUGGUCCGCUAUAGUGAGGAUGGAAGCUUGAUCUACGUUGGGCGCAAAGAUACUCAGGUCAAGCUGAGAGGGAUGCGACUGGAGCUCGAGGAGGUGCAGCACGCGCUGAGAGACCUCAAUCUGCCCGGUUUUCAAGACCUUGUGGUCGACGUUAUUCCUCAAUCCAUAGCGCCUGACAUUCUGGCGGCAGAUAUCCUGAUGCUUGCCAUAUUUUCAAAUCAACACCGCGGCGAAGAGCAUCAUCUUGAUGCUAUCCGGGCCAGUCUCACAAACCGGCUUCCUGACUACAUGAUUCCGACGCAUCUCCUGCUUCUCGACAGUCUCCCAACAUCUUCUUCAGGCAAGACAGACCGGCUGGAGGUGCGUCGUCUUGCCGUGGAGCAGCUCCGUCAACAGAAACAACAGCAGCAGCAAUGCUCGAACCCUGAUGACAGGGGGAAGAUGGGUUCCCAAAGGGUGGAAGUACCAAUGGAUACUUUCCGUACGCUGCAAUCCAUAUGGGCCGAUAUCCUGCAACAUGAUCUGUUGUCCAUUGGACCAAAUGCGAACUUCUUUCACCUGGGGGGUGAUUCGAUUCUAGUAAUGCGCCUGGUUGCGAAUGCCCGAGCCCAUUCCAUUGAUAUCAGUUCUGCAGACGUUCAUAAACUCCAGACCUUGUCGGCCAUUGUUGCAAAGGCCAGGUUACGAAUUCUUCCUCCACAUCAGUCCACCUCGCCAGCAGAUGACAUCGAUGUUACUUCUAGUCAGGUUACGCCGGAUCUCCGCCUUGUCUCGCUAGAACUGGGAAUCCCCGAAGGAGACAUUGAAAAGGUCCACAAGGCGACCGACUUCCAAUCCUACUGUCUGGCACAGACUUUAUCUCCAUCCCGUGGCUGGCUGAACUUUUUCUCCUAUGACCUCCACGGCAGCAUCAAUGUGAAGCAAUUGGAAUAUGCCUGCCAUGCCUUGGUGCAACGGCACGAAGUUCUGCGUGCUCGUUUCGUUGCCCUCCACGGUUCUGUCCAGCAAGUGAUUCCCCGAUAUCGAGCAGAAGAUGUCCACUUCCAGGUACAUGAAGGGCUUAGUAAGAUGCACAGUCUCGGUCUCUUGGCCAGUCUAGUUCACAAUGAUCCUGCUCCCUCCUUGAAUGAUGUUCUGGUCCGUUUCGUACUUCAUAUCAUCCACCCAGGCCGCAUUCGUCUCACGAUGCGGAUCUCUCAUGCCCAAUAUGACGGGCUCAGCAUGCCUAUCAUUCUCAAGGACCUGGACACAUUAUACAACGGGAUUGCCUUGGCUCCUCCGGCCCGGUUCUCGGAGUACGUGGAGGAAAGUGAGCGACUGCUUUCCCAGAACGAGCACGCCCAGCAGUUCUGGUGUCAACUGCUGCAAGGAUCACAAGUCACCCCCAUCGUGGUACGCAGCAAGCUCUCCUUGCACUCGUUACAGAAAGACUAUCCCCUGGAUCAGACCACGAUUCGGACUAUUCGACUGUCACGAUCAGCUUUCGGCGCCUCCAUCACCCCAGCCACGAUCAUCAAGGCCGCCUGGGCACUCGUGCUCGGCCGUCUCUCGCAACAUCAGGACGUGGUCUUCGGCCACUUGACCAGCACUCGGCCCAGCUUGGAUCAUCUGCCAGCUAUUCAUGAGGUCGUCGGUCCCUGUCUCAAUGUGCUUCCUGUGCGUGUCCAGCUCCAUCCCACUACCGAACGAAGGGAGCUGCUGGAUGCGAUUCAACAGCAAUAUAUCGACGCCUUGCCCCAUUCCAUGUUGGGCUUCCGCAGGAUCAUCGAUCACUGCACACAAUGGCCGCCAUCAACCCGAUUGAGCUCUAUCCUACAAUACCAAAACCUGCACCAGGACCUGGACAGUGUUCUCCUUGGCGGGGCUACAGGGAGUCUUGAAGCUUAUGUACCUGUCUCUGACGCCGCCGACCUAUGGAUGAUGGUAACUCCAACGAACGAUUGUGGUGCAGAGAGACUGCAUGAGAUCAAACUAAGCUACAGCGCCGCAACUAUUCCCCCUUCCAUUGCAGAUCGCAUUCUCGACGAAUUUGACGAUGCAAUUUUGUUCCUCCAGACGCCUCACGCCUCCGAUGACGGAAUCCGAUUACACACUUACUUCGACCAGACCGCGCCCGAGUUCCCACCCACCCUUCCGAUUGACAGGCAACUCGCGGAAACCGACUUGCCGCCCCGCCCCGCGAUCAUCGCCGCAGUCAAAGCCAUAUGGGAGCAGGUGUUCGGCCCGCAUGUCCAUCGCGAGAAGACCAAGGCGCGCAAGGAGGAGUGCCGGGCGAUGCUGCACACCCCCUUUGGGCCAGAUCCAGUGAGCGCCGCGCAGCUGUCGCUGCUCUUCCAGCAGGCUGGGGUGGAAAUCUCGCCGGCAGAGGCGGCUGAGUAUCCGACCAUCUUCCAGCAGAGCUUGCUUUGGGGCUACAAGAUGCGAGAGGGGAGUCGCUGA